This is a messenger RNA of Homo sapiens (human), 1256 nucleotides long. RefSeq names its product transmembrane protein 205 (gene TMEM205). Bases 650 to 1219 code for a protein of 189 amino acids. The record is from RefSeq and is marked validated. Gene Ontology annotation, cellular component: membrane. NCBI's taxonomy places the organism in Eukaryota, Metazoa, Chordata, Mammalia, Primates, Hominidae. The transcript has 3 exons.
GAAACCCACGAGGGGACGCGGCCGAGGAGGGUCGCUGUCCACCCGGGGGCGUGGGAGUGAGGUACCAGAUUCAGCCCAUUUGGCCCCGACGCCUCUGUUCUCGGAAUCCGGGUGCUGCGGAUUGAGGUCCCGGUUCCUAACGGUGGGAUCGGUGUCCUCGGGAUGAGAUUUGGCGUUUCCUCGGGGCUUUGGUGGGAUCGGUGUCCUCAGGAUGAGAUUUAGGGUUUCCUCGGGGCUUUCGGGAUCUUCACCUAAUAUCCGGUAUUAUUUUAUGAGAGGAGUGGUCUUGGCUGUCAGAACUGGAUCCCUGGGGUGAUAUUUGGGAAUUAGUGGAGUGAUCUCUGAAGACCUAGGGCUAUGAUCUGGAGCUGCUGUGGCUGAAAUUUGGGGCCUCUGAAGUGGCAUGGAGAUUGAGGUCCAGAGAGCCUGAGAUCUUGAGGGCUGACAUUUGGAGAGAUGGGGUCGAGGGUUGUCUUUGGGCCUUGACUGCUUUGGGCCUUUCUCACUCUCAUUCCCGGGAUGCUUUGCCAGAAUCUCUGCUGGAUUGGCCGUAACCCUGUCCCCGAGCGGGCUCACAGGGUCUGAAGGCCACGCAUGAGGCAAAGGUAAAGUUCUGAGCCACCCGGUGCCUCCUUCCCAGGACUGCAAGAUGGAGGAAGGCGGGAACCUAGGAGGCCUGAUUAAGAUGGUCCAUCUACUGGUCUUGUCAGGUGCCUGGGGCAUGCAAAUGUGGGUGACCUUCGUCUCAGGCUUCCUGCUUUUCCGAAGCCUUCCCCGACAUACCUUCGGACUAGUGCAGAGCAAACUCUUCCCCUUCUACUUCCACAUCUCCAUGGGCUGUGCCUUCAUCAACCUCUGCAUCUUGGCUUCACAGCAUGCUUGGGCUCAGCUCACAUUCUGGGAGGCCAGCCAGCUUUACCUGCUGUUCCUGAGCCUUACGCUGGCCACUGUCAACGCCCGCUGGCUGGAACCCCGCACCACAGCUGCCAUGUGGGCCCUGCAAACCGUGGAGAAGGAGCGAGGCCUGGGUGGGGAGGUACCAGGCAGCCACCAGGGUCCCGAUCCCUACCGCCAGCUGCGAGAGAAGGACCCCAAGUACAGUGCUCUCCGCCAGAAUUUCUUCCGCUACCAUGGGCUGUCCUCUCUUUGCAAUCUGGGCUGCGUCCUGAGCAAUGGGCUCUGUCUCGCUGGCCUUGCCCUGGAAAUAAGGAGCCUCUAGCAUGGGCCCUGCAUGCUAAUAAAUGCUUCUUCAGAAA